Molecule: messenger RNA, 1237 nt
Organism: Suricata suricatta (meerkat)
Lineage: Eukaryota; Metazoa; Chordata; Mammalia; Carnivora; Herpestidae
Gene: HOXC8
Product: homeobox C8
Exons: 2
Coding region: 1-729 (242 amino acids)
Biological process (GO): regulation of transcription by RNA polymerase II
Cellular component (GO): nucleus
Molecular function (GO): DNA-binding transcription factor activity, RNA polymerase II-specific; RNA polymerase II transcription regulatory region sequence-specific DNA binding
Source: RefSeq, a predicted model, not a curated record
AUGAGCUCCUACUUCGUCAACCCCCUGUUCUCCAAAUACAAAGGCGGCGAGUCCCUGGAACCGGCCUAUUACGACUGCCGGUUCCCUCAGAGCGUGGGCAGGAGCCAUGCGCUGGUGUACGGGCCCGGCGGCUCGGCGCCCGGCUUCCAGCACGCCUCGCACCACGUCCAAGAUUUCUUCCACCACGGCACCUCGGGCAUCUCCAACUCGGGCUACCAGCAGAACCCGUGCUCGCUGAGCUGCCACGGAGACGCCUCCAAAUUCUAUGGCUACGAGGCGCUCCCCAGACAGUCCCUUUAUGGGGCUCAGCAAGAGGCGAGCGUGGUGCAAUAUCCCGACUGUAAAUCCUCCGCCAACACUAACAGUAGCGAAGGACAAGGCCACUUAAAUCAAAACUCGUCUCCCAGCCUCAUGUUUCCAUGGAUGAGACCCCACGCUCCGGGGCGGCGCAGCGGAAGGCAAACUUACAGCCGGUAUCAGACCUUGGAACUAGAAAAGGAGUUUCUCUUUAAUCCUUAUUUGACACGAAAGCGCCGGAUUGAAGUCUCUCAUGCUCUGGGACUGACUGAGAGACAAGUGAAGAUCUGGUUCCAGAACCGAAGGAUGAAGUGGAAAAAGGAGAACAACAAGGAUAAACUGCCUGGAGCCCGAGAUGAAGAGAAGGUAGAGGAAGAAGGAAACGAGGAAGAAGAGAAAGAAGAGGAGGAAAAGGAAGAAAACAAGGACUAAGCAAAAAAAGAGAGGACCCCCCCCCCUUAGCAACUCCCUUGAAGUUUCGUUUUAUGGUAGCGGAUAAAUUGAGAAGUUUACGACUGUCAUUUGCUUUUAUAGAGAAUAGAAUGACACUCACAACUCUAACUACCUGUCAGAUACUUGCAGCUCUGGUUUUAUUACCUUUGGACUUCCCCCGAUCUUUAUUUGUUUGGGGGCUGGAGGGGGGGAGACCGAGACACAGCGAAAAGUUCGGACUCCGUCUCAGUAGCCCCAACACACACACACUUGUCCCUACCCCCACCCUUCAGAGUCCUGCCUGGAUUUUGAGGUCUGAGACCUGGCCUCCUUGCCCCUCUCUCACCCCUUCUUGGCCUCUCCCCACCUCCCUGCUUCUCUGGUAUUUAUUUUAGAGGGGAGCCCUCUCAAAAUGCAGAAGACUUGUGGCUUUGUUUUUAUGCUAGGGUUAGUGUCUUAGAUUUACUUUUUAUUUUCUCCAAAGGAAAGAAAUGGGAAGGAAGGGAAG